Syngnathus acus (greater pipefish) is the source of this 893-nucleotide messenger RNA. It is a transcript of the gene insl5a, whose product is annotated as insulin-like 5a. NCBI's taxonomy places the organism in Eukaryota, Metazoa, Chordata, Actinopteri, Syngnathiformes, Syngnathidae. The transcript has 2 exons. The record is from RefSeq and is a predicted model, not a curated record. Bases 153 to 479 code for a protein of 108 amino acids. Gene Ontology annotation, cellular component: extracellular region. Gene Ontology annotation, molecular function: hormone activity.
GUGCGGGGAUUCUCGGCGCCCUGCCACUGAUAGGUGGAUGGCUAUAUAGUGAGGAGAGCAUCCAUAGGAGAGGAGAUCCACUCACAAAUAAGAUCCCGUUCAGACUAUCAGCAAUUUAAAAACAAAACAAAGCCAGUUUAGUUAUAUCCAGGAUGCGUGCUCUUGUGGUCUUGCCUCUGCUGCUUUGUGCCAUCGCGUGGGUUGGCAGCGCAAAAAGCGAGGUCAAAGCGGUGAAACUGUGCGGCCGGGAGUUCCUGAGAGCUGUGGUGUACACUUGCGGAGGAUCCCGUUGGAGGAGGUUCCAAGCAGAGUCAGACAUGGAUGGUGUGUCCACAGGAGAGGAGAACUCUUUGGAAAGUUUGCCAAGUAUCAGAACCCACCCAGGCUCAGACUUGAGCAGGCGGGACAUGAACAAUAUCCUUACUACAGUGUGCUGCCAGGUGGGCUGCAGGAAGAGCGACCUCGCCUUCCUCUGCUGAGCGCCGCCAUCCUGCUGAGCAUCAUCGUCGUCAAGCCACCAAAAAUUAAUCAGUCAAUCUCAAAAAUGCUUGAAGACAACUUGAUCAUAUGAAUUACAAUUCUCAUUUCCAUAAAUUCAUUUUAUAAUUGCUUUUUUUGUUUUUAAAACGUUAUGGAUGGGGUUUAUUUUUUUAACUUUCAUUUAAAUGUCAUUUUAUUUUUGGUAAACAAUGAUACCAAUAUUUGGACUUUACCAAAUUUUCAAUUGAGAGUGUUGCAUGUCAUAGCACGGUCAAACCAUAGGGAGGAAAAAUGACAAUUUGGUUGAGUCCAAAGCACUCUUUGAUAUGUUGGUUUUUAUUUAAAUGGAGGGAAUAUGCUUUCAUUUUGUUGUUUUGUCAAAUAAAUGUUAUUGCACAGACUCUUACUCUUUG